This is a messenger RNA of Trypanosoma brucei brucei TREU927, 1386 nucleotides long. Its product is annotated as deoxyhypusine synthase, putative. The record is from RefSeq and is a predicted model, not a curated record. Gene Ontology annotation, molecular function: deoxyhypusine synthase activity. Gene Ontology annotation, cellular component: cytoplasm. Gene Ontology annotation, biological process: peptidyl-hypusine biosynthetic process. Bases 1 to 1386 code for a protein of 461 amino acids. NCBI's taxonomy places the organism in Eukaryota, Euglenozoa, Kinetoplastea, Trypanosomatida, Trypanosomatidae. The transcript has a single exon.
AUGGCUGAGUUGGCCAAGAGUGCGGUAUUAGUGUCAUCGUGUACUGAUGACCUGUUGGGUGACGCAAAACAAGUUGUUGUGGGGCCAAAUCAAGAGGAUCUGCACUCAGCAGAAGCCGUUCUUAAUCGCUAUUCAACCGUGGGGUUUCAGGCCUCAAAUUUAGCCCGUGCUUUUUCUAUAUGUGAAAUGAUGCUGACACCCCAAUCUCCAUCCCCAUCGUUGAUGCCCACUGAAGGGGACCAAGCAUCUGAGUCACCAGUGAUGGUGCAACCGACAUUAUUUGUUGGGGUCACUGCCAACCUCUUCGGGACUGGUUGCCGUGAGGCAAUUCGAUUUCUAUGCACGGAGUGCGUUCCAUUACCGAAUGGAGUAGAACCCGCAACACCACUGGACGACAUGGCUGGAAUAUCAUGCGAUGGGACGGGUGCACUGAAACCCUCGCCAUGCGACUCGAGGGCGCUCAUUCACGUUCUUGUGGUGAGUGGCGGUGCGAUGGAACAUGACAUACGCCGUGCGUGUGAGUCGUACAAAUUAUCACGAGAUGGGGCAGAGGAAGAAGGGGAGCAAUUCCACCAUCCGGUGGAACGUGACCGCUCCCGCAGCAAGGGGACUGACUGUCAUUUUGGAAAUGUUCGUUACAACAGUAGUGGGGUGGCGUCACGCAACCUUUUUUCAUGCGUUAUGCGCUGUCUUGUGAAGCGACUUGCGGAAGCGCAACGAAAGGAAAAGGCAAACCGCGAAGCUGCUCCAAUUCCCGAAGCCUAUUACGAUGUAUGCUCGUGGGCCAUAACCCCAAGCACACUUUGGUACAUGGCUGGUCUGUGGAUGGCUGAUAUAUUUACAGAGGCCCUGCAGGAAACUGGCGAGGUUACUGACGAGAAGGUGGCCAGCGAAGAGGGACUGAAACGUGCGAAGAGUACCGUCCUCUACUGGGCUGCACGGAAUGGUGUUCCAAUUUUCUCACCCUCUCUUACCGACGGUGACAUUAUGGAGUUCAUUCUCACCGCAGGGGACACUGGUGUGCCUUUACUGCAAUUAGACUUGGUUGCAGAUAUUCACCGUCUUAACAGGCUUGCGAUGCGAAGUCGACGCACGGGAAUGAUGAUAUUAGGCGGUGGCGUUGUGAAGCACCACGUCUGCAACGCAAAUCUGAUGCGCAACGGGGCUGAUUAUGCAGUGUUUUUGAAUAAUGCGCAAGAGUUUGACGGCAGCGACGCCGGGGCUCGCCCUGGUGAAGCAGUUUCUUGGGGCAAGUUAAGGUUGGACUCCACCGCAGUGAAAGUGUACUCGGAGGUGACAAUUGUGUUUCCGUUGAUUGUUGUUCAUGUAUUUGUGGCGUGGGUCCGAAUGAUGCGGAGUAAAGGAAAGGAGAAUAUCCGCUCGUGA